This is a messenger RNA of Drosophila hydei, 2264 nucleotides long. RefSeq names its product mediator of RNA polymerase II transcription subunit 15 (gene Msr-110). NCBI's taxonomy places the organism in Eukaryota, Metazoa, Arthropoda, Insecta, Diptera, Drosophilidae. The coding region runs from base 242 to 2020 and encodes 592 amino acids. The transcript has 6 exons. The record is from RefSeq and is a predicted model, not a curated record.
UGUGGCCUCAGACGGCGAGUGGCAGUCGUACAACAAAGACGUACUAUUUUCUCUCUUUAUCCACCUGGCGGAGCUCUGCUAAAGUUGGCCAGACAACUUUUUGAAAAACCGCAACCAAAAACGUUCCAACAACAAACAAAAUAUAUAUAAAUAAAUAAACUGAACUCCUUUUACUUUUAACGUUAACUGAGCGUCAUUGCUGCUUAAAUCAACAAAUAUACAAAUCUCAAUUGCAUAAUAGAUGACCGAGAAGGAUAACGUAUCCAUGGCUACCGUGCAACUGAAGCCCGACUAUGCGGCUAGUGAGGUGUACAGCACCGCCAGCGAACCGCCACCGGCGUACAAACGUCAAGCGAACUCGGUAAAAAUAGCCAAGAUUACGGCUUUUACCAUAGUCGUAUCCUCGUUCAUAUUGGGCGCAUUCAUUUUGGCCUCGUCGUACCUGCAGGCCAAGGCCUCCUGUGACCAGGUGCAGGCCCUGGACUCGGUGCUGGAGAAGGAGCUAAUGCUGGAAACGCUGCAGCAGGUGAGCAAGGAACUACCCCGAGCUGAAGCUUUGCUCGGUAAAUCCGAUGUUGGUGAGGAUUUGCAAAAUCUCGAUCACGAUGAGGCCCCGUUGGAUAAGAAGACGGAGUCAAAGAACGAAGGCAUUGAGCGCAAUGUCAAUGAGCACGACAACACCUACUCGGAGAGCGACGAGCCCGAGGAGAUGCAAAAGUUCCCAGGCAAGAUGCCGCUCGAGCUGGACUUGAGCGAUCUGGCCGCAGCUAUUCUGCGCAAUAACAAGAAAUCCCGCAUGAACUGUGUGGUGGAGCGCAAGCAUGCCGAGGAGAUUGUUGAUUCACCCUCAAAGACCGUGGCGCUGCCUUUUGGCGUCAAUCUGACCACCGAUCCAAAGAAGGCACGCAUCACCGGCGAACGUAUUUCCAUUUUCUGUGAUGGCGGCGACGAUGAGGAGAAGGAGUCCAAGCGCCAGCGCGAGGAGGAUGACUCUGAGGAAGAUGUUGAGCCAAUGCGUCCCAUGUUUAUACCAUUCCAGCGUGUGCCCAUUCCCUUUGGCCGCAUUCCCGACCAGAUGCCACUCACUCAUAUGCCCCAGCGCAUGAUGCCACCAGCGAUGCAGCAGCAGCUGCCCCAGCAGGGUUCGAUCAUCAUUCGCCAGCUGCCCCCUCCGUUCCAGCAUCUGCCCAUGCGUCCACCCAUGCCACCACAGGUGAUGCAAGCACCACGCAUGGAGGAACAGCCACAGCAGCCUCAAAUACAGACCAUGCGCAUCCAUAUGCAUCAGCUGCCCUUCCGCCAGCUGGACUUGACCAACGAUAUGCCCCGCGAGCAGGAGGAUCAGCGUGAGAUGCCACAGCGUGUGAUGCCACAGCGCGAGAUGCCACAGCGUGAGCUGCUGCAGCGCGAGAUGCCCCAGCGUGAGAUGCCACAGAUUCAGAUCCAGCACAUGCCUUUGGGCGUAGCACUGCAGCGCGUGGGCAUCACCGCUGACGAUCUGCGCAACAUUCAACGCAUGGCCGAGGAUCGUUUCACCGACGAGCUGCGUCGCCUGACCGCCGAGGAUUCUUCUGAUUCCAAUGAGAAUAACAACGCCAACUCUGAUGAGGAAGAGGAGCACUCUGAGACGCCCAUGGCAUCUGGCGAGCAAUCCACUCCAGUUGCUACAGCAGCCCAGGCCCAGUCCCAGUCUCAGUCCCAGUCAAGCCAGCAGCAGCCUGAGCAACAACAACAGCAGCAGCAGCAGCAGCAGCAGGAGUCCAGUGAGCAGCAGGAGGACCAAAUGCCUCAUAUGCAAAUCCAGCGCUUGAUACUGCAGCCACUGCCGGAGCAGCCACGCGAUACUAUGACCCCGCCCAUGCUCGAUCAGCCACCACAGGUGCCAUUCGGUCGCAUGGUCUUUGGACGUAGCCUGGCUCAGCCCGUGCGCAUUCCCGUGCCCAUGAUGCAGCCAGCCGAAGGUGGUGCCGUCUCCGAGGAGUCGCAGCGACCCCACUUCGUCCAGCCUCGUUCCGUUUAAGUAACAACAACAACACGCCUGUGAUUGCUGCUCUGUGAAUCGAAUCCUUGUUGUGGUCGUCGUCUUUGUUAUUGUUUAUUCUAUAUCAAAUUGUAACUGUGUCGUCAUCCUUUGCUCGAUUCCAAAACAAAAUGAAAAACAAACAUCUGUAGCAGCCCCCAAAACGCCAAAAAACUGAAGAUGUCAAUCGAUAGAAAUUUUACGUUUUGGUUUCAAAAAACAAUCUCUGUAUCUCCUUUUCCUC